This is a messenger RNA of Prorocentrum cordatum, 843 nucleotides long. The record is from the annotation of a GenBank genome assembly. Lineage: Eukaryota; Dinophyceae; Prorocentrales; Prorocentraceae.
AUGGCGCCCAAGCAGCAGAAGGGCCAGGCGCAGCGCGAGCGCGCCGGCGCUGGCGCGCUCGCCCUGGCGGGCUCGCUGUGGUGCGCGGCCCGCGCCUUCGUGCCGACGUCGCCCGGGGCCGCCCUCCAGGCCGCCCGCACGACCGGCGCCUCCAUGCUCGGCCAGCGGCCCGGCGCCAGCGAGGGGCUGGCGAGGGGCUCGCCCAUCCCCGCGGGGCAGGUGGGCGUGGCGGCGGUGGCGGCGUGCGCCAUCGCCAUCGCGGCCUGGCCCCAGGCAUCCAGGCGCGGCGGCGAGGGCAAGAGCCGCGUGGUGCUCGCCGCGCGGGGCGGCGGCGUGGAGGCCCCGCUGGUGGUCAUCGCCGGCCCGCCGGCCGCGGGCAAGGGCACCCAGUGCGAGAAGAUCAAAGCGAAGUACGGUUACGUGCACAUCUCCACUGGCGACAUCCUGCGGGAGAACGUGAAGAACGGCACCGAGCUCGGCAAGAAGGCCGAGGGCUUCAUGAAGGCCGGGGCUCUCGUCCCGAGCGAGCUGAUCGUGGACCUCGACCGCUUGGAGAAGGACGACGUGAAGGAGAAGGGCUGCCUCCUCGACGGGUUCCCGCGCGCUCCCGACCAGGCGCAGGCCAUGGUGGACGCUGGCCUGAAGGUCAAGAAGUUCCUUCUGAUUGACGUCCCCGACGAGGAGUUGGUGGUGCGCGGCUGCGGCAGGCGCUUGGACCCAGAGACGGGCGAGAUCUACCACCUCAAGUUCAAGCCGCCCCCGGCCGAGAUCAUGGACCGCCUCGUCCACCGCAGCGACGACCAGGAUCACCAUGAAGAACGGAAGCCAUUCGCAACAGGCUGA